Suillus clintonianus is the source of this 1383-nucleotide messenger RNA. Its product is annotated as major facilitator superfamily domain-containing protein. The record is from RefSeq and is a predicted model, not a curated record. Gene Ontology annotation, biological process: transmembrane transport. NCBI's taxonomy places the organism in Eukaryota, Fungi, Basidiomycota, Agaricomycetes, Boletales, Suillaceae. Bases 1 to 1383 code for a protein of 460 amino acids. The transcript has 7 exons. Gene Ontology annotation, molecular function: transmembrane transporter activity.
AUGGACACCUCCAAUUCUCCUGGUGUCCCAGCAAGCGACACUACGCCCCUGAUCCCUGCAGGGGGCUCGAAGAAACCUAAAACGCCUCUUCCAAAACUCCAGAUAGGCAUACUUAUGGCGCUUCAACUGAUGGAACCCAUCGCUUCGACGUCUAUAUUCCCGUACAUCAAUCAGCUUAUCAGAGAACUUGGAAUCACUGGGGGUGAUGAUGCAGCUGUAGGAUAUUAUGCUGGAAUCAUUGUAGGUGCUGGAAUUGCGACUUGCGAGAAUGGUUUCUUCAUCGGAUAUGAUUACCAGGAGUCUCUGUUUUUCGCCGCGCAGGCACUGACAACGCUGAGGUGGAGCCGGCUGUCUGAUCGCAUUGGGCGCAAGCCGGUGUUGGUAAUUGGACUCUCAGGAGGCUGCAUUUCGAUGCUAUGUUUCGGCCUCUCGACGACCUUCUGGAGCCUUGUAAUCAGCCGCUGCAUGAGCGGUUUUCUGAAUGGCAAUGUGGGAGUCAUGAAGACUAUGGUGGGUGAAUUGACGGACUCCACAAAUAUGGCUCAGGCAUUUGCCUUCUUCCCGAUCGUCUGGUGCAUUGGAGGCUCUGUCGGUCCUUUAAUGGGUGGAACACUCGCGCGACCGCAAGAUCGUUGGCCCGCAUUGUUUGCCGGUUCAUUUUGGGGACAAUACCCAUACUUUCUGCCUUGUGCGGUGGCAGCCUGUCUGUUCCUCGUUGCGAUUCUUCUGAUGUCAAUUUUAUUAGAAGAAACAUUAUCAACAAAACGUCAACCAAGGUUGACUUCAACCACGACCGGCGUUUCAAGUAGUGCCGACACUGAAUCAAUUGCCCAACAAUCCAUGGCAAAUAUGCCCUUGCGAGAUCUGCUCACACCUACCGUUGUUAUUCCAAUUGCAAACUACGCCAUGCUCGCUUUCCUUGACAUUUCUUUCAGGGUUCUUUUGCCACUGUUCUUUUCGACGCCUACCUAUCUUGGCGGUCUUGGAUUUUCUCCUUCUUCUAUUGGGUCGUGGCUGGCGUUGUUUGGUAUCGUAGAUGGUGUCUUUCAGGCAUUAUUCUUUGCUAAAAUCGUGGAUUGGCUUAGUGCAAAGCGCCUAUUCUUUCUGGUAGUCGUAUGGCAUUUGGCAUAUGGGACUAUCUUCCUGUUUAUCACAGCCUCUGCUCCUUCAAACAACGUCCUUGGCGCUAUCAAUGGCCUUGGCCAAACCUCCGCGUCCGUGGCUCGUGCCGUUGGUCCCGCGUUGGCGACUUCGCUCUUUGCUUUGUCGAAGGAGCACAACAUUCUAGGAGGAAAUGCAGUAUAUGUCGUAUUGAUUAUGCUGGCCGGUCUCUUUAGAUGGCUGGCGUCGCAGUUGCCAGAUUUGCAAGACAGGGACGAGUGA